Molecule: messenger RNA, 1929 nt
Organism: Cylindrotheca closterium
Lineage: Eukaryota; Bacillariophyta; Bacillariophyceae; Bacillariales; Bacillariaceae
Source: the annotation of a GenBank genome assembly
AUGGCUCUCACAAAAUUGGAACUAGAAGACUCUGACGACUCCUCAACGGAGACUUCGUCCUCCAAAUGUCAGGGUGUGCACGAUGACUUGGUGAUUCGUGAACUCUUGAUGAAUGGAUUGAAUCUGUCUCGAGUGAUUGGAAUCUACAAGGGCAGAUUGCCAGAAGAGGACAUCGUGGCAAUUGCACGAAAAGUAUUGAUUGAGAUUGGAUCCAAACGAGACCAAGAAGGCCAAGGUGACGCUGAUGAUUCGGAAGGAGGCGCUGGAAAUGGAAAAAUCAAUAGAAACCAGCAUUUCUGUGCUAUUGGGAUUGAUAUUCUUCGCCGUUCACCUUGCGAUCUGUUGAUGGGAUCAGAACUUUUGAAGCAUCACAUCACUAACCUAUCACAAAGUGCUCCCGAAGACUUUUUCGAUCCCAUCUCUUCAGACAUCAUGCGUGAUCCGGUGGUCAUUUCGUCCGGAUUUAUCGUGGAUCGAAGCACUGCCAUCGAGGAAGGUUCCGGGAACCUUAAGUUUGCUACCUGCCCAUGGUCACGAGUGGAACUGGAUCCCAAAGUUUAUCCUGCUUUGCGAUUGAAGCAGCAGAUGACAGAAUUCAAGUCAGGUCGGGUUGGUGAAAUUAUUGAAACUGCAUCUCUUUUGAUGAACACCAAGAAUGAGCGCGACUUUUGCAAGGUCAUCGAGCUGGCACAGGAGUUUAUGAACGACAUUGGGCCCAAAGGUCACCGGACCCUUGCUAUGCAAUUGGCGCAGUUGGGUCUUGGUGCGUUGGAUAAGCAACCUUGUUCUGACACUGGAUUAUGUAUCCUUCAGCCCUCUUUGUUGACCAAACAAUUGUUGACGUUGUAUGCCGUAAAACCGGAAAAUCUGAUGGAAGCCUACCUCCCUGGAAAGGUUCUUCAGAUAUGCAAGAUGGCACAAAAGGCAAUUGAUACACAUCAGUUUGAUGAAGCUGAAAAGUGGCUUGCCUGCUGCACCGAGCUCCAGGAUCAGUGUCAGGAUAUGCUGGCUGGUGACAAGGAAAUACCUGUCGCUGAAAUGUAUUUGAAUCUUGCCAAGAAACGUGGAGAUGACAACUUGGUACCAUUCCAAAGAAGAGUGUAUCUAGGGUUCCUUCGCAACGGUAAGGCCGUCGCUGCGCAGCAGUUUUUGGAGGAGGAAGGUAUUUCUGCGGUUGAGUUGCGAGAUCUUUCGCCAUGCUUUUUUGGAAGGGGUACCCUUUCAAGCUCUAUUAGCAACGACCGAUGGAACGAAGGCUGCCGAAGCUCGGCUCUAGAAGGCGAAGUAUCACGCGUCUUUGUCACCGCCGACAACUUGCGGGACCAAGGGUGGGGAAAUGCAAAGGGUUCUUUAGCACUGGCUUUGUACAGCUCCAAUGAUGAAUUGAUUGCUCGGUGCAAUCUCUUUGGGACUUACCGGACCGAACCAUAUGAAUCAAAAUACCCCGGUGCCUUUGCCUACCGACUUUUGGAAUCGGAUCAAGAAGUUGUUUCAAAAUGCACACCUGGGUGCUACUACAAGUUCGAGUUCAUUGUAGGAGGUGGAGGAGGCCAUAGAUUAGAGCUUGACUCUUUCAUAUGCAAGAUUUUCUACAAGGAAUGGUUUGCACAACAACAAGCCCCCACUGGGUGCUACCGGAUGCACGAUCCAGAAGGCGAUGCAGGAGUCUUUCUGGGAAGUGUGAACCAACAGGGUGUAGCACAUGGUAAAGGUCGACUCGAAUACGACGAUGGUAUUACUUUUGUCGGGACUUUUGCCGACGGCCUGAUGUUGGAAGGAACGAACUAUCAGAAUGGACAGGCUAUACAUUCGAUGGUGGGAGGAAGGUGGACUCCGGGAAGCGAUUUUGGAAAUCCCGAUGAAACUGUGGUAUCAAGAUUUCCUCUGGAUACCCAUGAUAUUGUCGAAACGAGAGACGAAGAAGAAUAA